AUCUGUCAAGGUAGUUUUUUUUUUUGUGUUCAAUUUUGUGGCAAAUUGGUCCUUUGGAAAUCAUGGGAGAAAACAUAAAAUUAACCUUCGAGCAAAAACAUACCCUACUUAAUUUUAUGGUCGAACAUCCUCUGUUAUCAAGAGGACAGUUAUUGGGGGCAGGAGGAAGAAACAUGCGAUCCAGUUUAUGGGCAGUGCUGGCAGAGCAAUUGAAUUCCUGUGGAGGACCUAACAAAUCAAUCACCAAAUGGCAGAGAGUAAGCCAUAUCAAAGAAACCUUUAGAUACCUUGGUAAGUCCACACUUACAAGUAUGGUAAGCCUCAUAGGUCGUUGAAGAUUAAAGAUAUCAAGGAAGAUGUUAAUCCUACACCUGUUCUUCU
Acanthoscelides obtectus is the source of this 381-nucleotide messenger RNA. The record is from the annotation of a GenBank genome assembly. Lineage: Eukaryota; Metazoa; Arthropoda; Insecta; Coleoptera; Chrysomelidae.